GAGAUGGAAAGGGAAGAAAAUACAGACAACCUGGGAGAAGUGCUGGAAAAAGUCGCGGUAGGCCUACACCAGAGGCUUCACCGCGACCAACUUCACGAGGUUAUCUGAUUACCCGUUGCUUGGCCAGCCUGAGUCCUUGACAGGUAUCGUCCUCUCCUCCUGGGCGAUCAGCACCCGCCUGGUCCGGUACACCUGGCCUGGUGGAUGCUACUCCUAAAGCCCCUGCUUUUUAAUCCAAAACCUACUUUUCCGGUGACCGUAGGCCAUAUAGGCCUAGUUUUUUUAGCACAAAAAUCUAAUAGACCUGAUCCGAUUUUCAAGCCAUAAAUAAGAAACACUGACCGCAUUUAAUUUUUAAUCUGUCCGAUGUGUGUAACCAGGAAGUUACUUGACUGAAUCAAAUAAUAAGCCUAUAGACCAAACCGAUUUGAAGGCAGGCCUAAUGAAUAUAGCCUAUGAGCUUGAACGUCAAUGUUUUUUUCCCCCUCAAUAAAAUAUUUUGUAAAAUGUCGCGUUAAAAAUCUUCACUUGCGUGAACAGAUAAACUCGUACAAGAAGCAGGAAGUAUAGGCUACUGUUGCCUUGGAUACAGAGAGACUGCGGAAGGCCUCAGAGACCAACGGGAGGACUCUCAGGCAAGAUCUUUAGUGUUCCCGUUUGGAUACACACACAGGCUUCUUCAGUUGCCCUGUUCUCUGCAGAGUUCAGUAUCACUCUGUCUGCUGAUAGAAACUGCUGCCACUUCAUUUUGUGUAUUUCAAACAGACUGCAUGUUCCUUUUAUUCAUCUUGUAAAACAUCACAAAUCACCUGAAGUGAAAAAUGAAGAUAGCUGCUUUCAAUGCAAAGAACCUGGGAAUGAAGAAAACCGCAGACCAGGCUGUCGUCAAAACCCUCACCAAGAUCAUGUCUCAGUACAGUGUGGUGGUGAUUCUGGAGGUGGUGGAUAAGAGCGGUAAGGCCAUGGAGAAGUUACUUCAAGACCUCAACAGCUCCAACCAAACCCGUCCCUACUCCAUGACCUCCAGCAGCCAGCUGGGACGAGACACCUACAAGGAGAAGUUUGUUUGUUUCUACAGAAAGGAUGAAGUGAAGCUGACAGAUUGUUACCAGUAUGAAGAUAAUCAAGUUGGAGAUGUGGACGCCUUCGCCAGAGAGCCCUUCGUUCUGCGCUUCAGCUGUCCAACUACAGUUGUGAAAGACCUGGUACUGAUCCCCGUACACACCAAGCCAGAGGACUCGUUGAAGGAGCUGGACGAGCUGCAUGACGUGGUCGAUGCUGUCAGGAAGAAGUGGGGAACUGAUAACAUAAUGAUUUUAGGGGACUUUAAUGCAGAUGGACGGUAUCUCUCCAAGAAGAAGAAGGAUACGAUCCGCAUCUGCUCCGCCCCUUACCAUUGGCUGAUAGCUGAUGAUAUCGACACAACGUCUAGUAACCUUAAUGACAACACCUACGACAGGAUCGUGGUGUAUGGACAGACCAUGCUGGACGGCGUCGUCCCCGGCUCUGCCAAGUCUUUCAACUUCCAGAAAGCGUUCAACCUGACUGAUGAGGAAACCCUCGGUGUGAGUGACCACUACCCUGUGGAGGUGGAGCUGAAGACCAACAAGAAACAGAAAGCACCAAGACAAAGGAAGACAGCUGUUCCCGCAAGGACAACAUCCACCAAAGGAAAAACUCAGAAGAAAGGACCACAGAAGAAGAACACUGAGCCAGCAGCACCACAGAAGAAGGAGAAGACAACAAAAGGGAACAGAGGACAGUCAUCAGACGCACCAACAAAGAGAAGACGUUUGAACAAAUGAAGAACAGACUUUAAAGGAUGUUGCAUCAAUCAGUAAUUUUAAAGAUGUCUUACUGUUUCAACAUUAUAAUGUGGAGGGUGUUGCAGCUUUGAUACUAGAAAGUACAAAAAACCUCAGAAAUAAAUCUACUGUGACACUUUGAUAAAAUAAAAAAGGUUUAAAGAUAUCUGCUUUAAAAGCAACCUAUAGUCAGAGAAUACAAAAUGACAAAGAAUCUGUACAUUCUUUGUCAGAAGUGUAUUAUAUUAUUUUUUCUAGACAUUUGUAUUCAUGAUGAGCUUUUUGUCCAAUUGGCAAAAUGACAUUUCUUAAUGUUUAAACAUGCAUAUUCUGUAAAUUAAUGUAAAAUGGAGACAUCCAGGUCGGCCCUGAUAGAAAUGGUCACCCUUCCAAAAUUCUCCUGAUCUGUAUGUUGAUUUAGCAGUUGAAUGCGUUAUGAACCUGCUCGUCUCCAGAGAUUAGUUCUCCAGCUCCCGGAGUUUAAAGGAGGUUUAGAUCCUCCAAAUUUUCACCAUUACCGCUGAACCUGUAACAUCGCUAGACUCGUCUGUUGUAACACUUUUUUAUUGAACAUUCAUUCAGUGGUUGUUUGUGCUAUUCAUCUCAAACUUUGAUAAAAAGCUACCCAUAUUCUUAUUUAAAA
Molecule: messenger RNA, 2448 nt
Organism: Micropterus dolomieu (smallmouth bass)
Lineage: Eukaryota; Metazoa; Chordata; Actinopteri; Centrarchiformes; Centrarchidae
Product: deoxyribonuclease-1-like
Exons: 12
Coding region: 822-1805 (327 amino acids)
Biological process (GO): DNA catabolic process
Cellular component (GO): nucleus
Molecular function (GO): DNA nuclease activity
Source: RefSeq, a predicted model, not a curated record